Molecule: messenger RNA, 968 nt
Organism: Gadus macrocephalus (Pacific cod)
Lineage: Eukaryota; Metazoa; Chordata; Actinopteri; Gadiformes; Gadidae
Exons: 7
Coding region: 362-964 (200 amino acids)
Source: RefSeq, a predicted model, not a curated record
UCUUAUCAUGUGGAGCCAUGUUUCAGAAUAGUGUCUUUAUCUGUCAUGUAACUCUGAUGCUUUGGUAGUGGAUGAAUCAAUGAAUGCAUGCCAGCAUUAAGAACAUGAUAAUCUUUGACAUUAUCACCACCAAAUAUGAUGAGAACAUCCCAAAAUCGUCAGUUAUAACUGUAGAUAUAUCUUAUUUUUUGUGGUUUUGUUUGUUUGUUUAGUUACAUUUAAGACAUAAACAUCAUUUAUGAAUCAGAAAAAAAAUCUGGCCCACACACACAAUCAGCAGGAAAAAACUCCCAUCCCUUGUCUCAAAUGUUUUUUUUAAUUAAUUUGUUGGAAAGAGUUAUUGUGAUGGUUUACUUAUUCCAUGUUUCUCUUUGUUUUGUCAGUGCCUUUGCCACAUGGAGUAGCGAACACAACUUGCACAAGCACAUCCAAACCAACCACUACACCAGUGAAAGGAGCAGCCAGCAGCAGCCCAGCAGCAAGGCCCUCAACAUCAACACCAACCACACACACACUGAACGCUCCUACAGCGGGGGUCCUGCUGCGGGUCCUGGUGCUGCUGGGCUUCUCCGUCCUGACCCUGGUGGUUCUGCUCCGCCUCAUUGGCUGGUGGAGAACCAGAGGUAACAAGGCGGCAACAGAAGAGUGCAUUGGUCUGAACUCUGCCAGCGACGCCCCGCCAGCCAGAGAACGCCUCGGCCCAGGGGCCAUUGACCAGCAGCAGCACACUGUGGAUAUGGACCUGGACUGGGCUCCCAGGGGCCCCUCUGUGGUCCAGCGUGGUGGGCAGAGGGCCGUAGGCUCAGCACAGGACCAAGAGGAUCCUGGUGAACUUAGCGAUGCGGCUACCUAUGAAAACCUGAGGGCCCCUCCCAGAUGUGUUGGGGACACUGCAGACACAGGGGCGUCCAUUUUCUCACCGUCCACCAACUGUCAAAAUGACAAACGUCUGGAUAACACGUGAGGAA